AUGAUCUGCCGAGCUUGCUUGCGUGCCAGAGCCGCCCUUAUUCCAACGAAUGUCCGUCCCGCCGAACAAGAUCUGCUUCGGGCGGCUCCAAGACGGCUACUUUCAACAGUCCGCCCGUGCCAAUCUCAACCCCGCGUAAAAGCUGUGUAUCCUUCGCCUCAGCUCUCGCAAUGCCUCCGACAGACUUCCAGCGACAGACUCUUCUCUACUUCGGCUGCCUCGUCAUCUGCCUCGGCGCAACCACAAGAUGCGGCCUCCCCCUCUAGCGGCGCGCUACAAAAGCCGAGCUUCCUGUCCGAGGGCGAAUCACUGGUCUGGGAUAGGCUGGCCGCCGAGUUCGAACCUACACAGCUGGUGGUGCAGGACAUAUCUGGCGGGUGUGGGUCUAUGUACGGCAUUGAGAUUAGCUCUGAGCGGUUCCGCGGCUUGACCAUGCUCAGGCAGCAGCGGCUUGUCAACGCUGCGCUAGGGGACCUCAUGAAGGACUGGCACGGCGUUCAGCUGAAGACGAGGGUGCCGUGA
Messenger RNA from Chaetomium strumarium, 522 nucleotides. Its product is annotated as bola protein. Bases 1 to 522 code for a protein of 173 amino acids. The transcript has a single exon. The record is from RefSeq and is a predicted model, not a curated record. Gene Ontology annotation, cellular component: mitochondrial matrix. NCBI's taxonomy places the organism in Eukaryota, Fungi, Ascomycota, Sordariomycetes, Sordariales, Chaetomiaceae.